AUGGCUUCUGAAUCGCCAAAAGCGACAGAUCUGGCCACGAUGCCAAACCAUCCCGAUCCUACCAGCUCCACCCAGGCUCCCGCACAUGCGACGUCAUCUACAACCCCAGACGCGGUCGUCCAAGCCGAUGUGCCUACAAGUCCAGACGUGUCGUCACAACAGAUUCAAAAAUCUUCGGAACAAGAUGGCGCUGCUAACGCCUGGCCUUCACACGAGGAUGACGGCCAUGAUAGCAAUGACUGGCUAGCUUCCGAUGAUGCAGUCCCUAACCAAACACAAGAGGAAACUGCCUCCAAUGAACCCGAACUCGAUGUCGCCUCACAACCAAAGGCGCCUGUAUCUCAGCACUCAAGUUCCAUGUCAUUCGCUCGUACAGUAUCUCACGAAAUCAGCUUCGGAGACGAGGAGGAAGGUGAAUGGAACUUAAGUCGCACUGAUACGGACCCUUUUAAGUUCAUGCCGCCUACCGACCGAACAAACUCUUUCCCACCUGUACCUCCCGCCCACACAAAUUCCGAAGUAGAGGAUCAACAACCUCUUCCUUCCAAUCAGGCCUUGGACGUCUUAGAGGAAAUCGAGAAGGAAGCGGAUGCAGAGGAGGAGCUAUACCAGCGAGAGGAGACGACAGAUGGGCUAGAAGCUCCUAGGCGAGGACACUCCUCUUCUAUAUCCAUUGGUGGAGAUUUGAAGAGUCCGGAGGGCCAAGAUUCUGAUGAACGAUAUGAAGAAGGGAUGCCACUUAUCCCCCCACCCGAGGAAGAAAGGCAUAAGGUUCCUAGUGAACAACCCAACCACACUUUAAGCGACUCGUUCGACGAUAAAGCCGAGGAAGGUGAUGAUUUCGUCAGCCAAGUUCAAGGCUCCGAACAGCCAUCUGAUGAAAAACCUACCCCGGCUUUGGAACGAAAAUCGACAAUGCAGGUUUUGGAUUCCAUGAACGCAGGCGCUAUCUCGAACAAGUCUGCACUUGAGGGAACCCCUGAAGAGGAAGAGGAAGAGGAAGAUGAGGAGGAGGAGGAGGAGGACAGUAGUGAUGAAGACGAUGAUAGUGACGAAGACAGCGAGGAGGACAAAAAGGCAGCGCAGCCUGCGCCAACACCUGCUUCAUCUAACCCUGCUGCUGCUGCACCCGACUCCUCCCCAGCUAAGAAGGAAGACCUUGCAUCAAAAUGGGAACAAGCUUUCGCUGAUGACGAAGACGACGAUUUUCUGCUUGAAGAGAAUGCGGGAGAUGACAAGCAAGUUGACCCAGCUGCCUUCUUUGGAAGUGAUGAUGAAGGCUUUUUGGAGGAUGAGGAGCCAGCCCCAGCUCCGGCUCCGGCUCCGGCGCCUGCCCCUACUUCACGUCAACCUUCUGGCUCCAAUCCCUAUAUGCCGCAGGUACCAGCUCCUCACCCAGCGCCAUCUCCGUAUGCUCCCAGCAUGCAAGUUCCCGCGGCUGCUGGUUCCCAAAUCUCGGCAUACAACACUCCAGCACCUGUCGUAACACCUUUCGGUACAUCUCCUCAAUACGGUCAGCCUCUGCCAGCACGCCCUGAUAUGUCCAAGGCGCAAAGCUUCGCGGAUAAGUCAAAGGGAGGUUAUCACUCACCGUAUGACCUACCUACCGAUCUUGUCACCAACCUGGUUAAGCCUCGAAAGAGGGCGAGCAUGCAACAGCUUUCCCAAGCUAAUCAGCUUCAUGCUCCGGUCCAACCUCCGCCUAGAAGUGCGAGCGUUGGCAUGCCGGCUCCCCCAACGAGACUCACUCCUCCUUCUUCUAGCCAUGGCCUACCCAGCCACCAACAAUCUACAGCACCUCCCAAACCCACAACUCCUGGUGCCCAACACAAGGAGAACUUCUUUGAGGAGUUGCCCCUGACAUCUAGACCACGGCCUAGUUCACGGACAAGCCAGAGGGCUCUGUCUCCCGCCCGAAAUGCGCCCCCAAUGGCUCACGUUCCACAUAUCCCUUCGCCAUUAGUACCCGCGGCGCCAAAUCAUAUGGUUCCGCCACCUUUUCCCGCUACGACGGUCACCCCUGGUGAACCACACAGCGAUUCCACCGGUCAGCCGGCUCUUGUUCCCGGCGCUGGUCUGGUUGCACCUGAGAGAGUCAGUCCUUAUGCUGCCCUGACCACUUCUGCCAACCACAUGCCACCCCCUGCCUCGACAAGCACCUCUCGAUAUUCUCCUGCACCUGGUACAAGCCAUACUGCCCCACCCGCUCCUGCAAGCAGUCGUUAUUCACCGGCACCUCCCGUUCCCAAGAGCCACGGUUCUUACGGAGCCGUGGCAACUGCUGGCCCCGGGCCUGUGCUCCCACAUCAGCCCAGGACUUCAAGCCCGUUGACCCAUUCUGAGAGUGCUCACUUUGAGCCAAGGAUGAGCCGAGUUUCGUCUCUGCCACCCACACGUGAGGUAGAUGAGGAGGAUGAGCAACAGACUCCCACUAGAUCUGCGAGCGCUACUCAUGCCAUACCUCAUUAUGAUUCGAGAUAUAACCCUGCAUCUCCUCCAAAAUCUACGCAGACACCACCCCCUCCAAGCUAUGCUGGCCAACUUACCCUCUCGCCUCCCAAGCAAUCGGGUCCGUAUGUGCCCCAUGCCCCGCCAACAGCGCAGGCUGGCUUUGUACCACCUCCUCGCGCUCAGACGCAAUCGCCAAGCGCAUCCUUCGGCCAUAAGCAGGCUCAGAGGUCCUCAGAUUCAGCACGCCGACCCUCAUCUGCCCACUCACACUCCUAUCCUUCUCCAGUAGGCGGAAAGCCAGCCCCUUCACCUUAUGCUCCGGUGGCUCCCACUGCUCCAAUGGCCCCAGCCCCUGGUGUUUCAACUGUCCGUACUCGCGGCCAGUCUAUCACAAUGAACAUGGUUGCGCCCACUGACGGACGGGAGAAUGAUGAGCUCCAGCGAUGGAAAGGAGUGCCUAUUAUCUCAUGGGGCGUCGGCGGUACUGUCGUCACCUCUUUCCCCAAGAGUGUUCCUCGGUAUGGCAUGAACCAGGCUGUUCCGAUGAUUGUACGAACACCAGGAGAAGUCAAGGUCCAGAGUGUCAAGGACAUUGAGCCGUUGCACGAGCAUGUGGCCAAAUUCCCAGGUCCUCUCAGGGGCAAGUCAAAGAAGAAAGAGACCAUCGGAUGGCUCAGUGCUGGAAUUGAGCUACUCGAAAAAGACCUUCCGGAUGUCUCUUUUCACUCCCAACUCUCUCUCGAGGCGAAGAGAGCUGUCGAGCGACUACUCCUAUGGAAGAUCAUGCUUAUCUUCAUUGAGAAUGAUGGAAUACUGGAAGGUAACCCUGCCGUGGAGGCAGCUGUCCGAGAUGUUCUUUCGCCUGCUGAAAAUACAUCGUCCGCAAGUGACGAUGCGCUUUUCCCUGCCGCUGCUAGUUUUGAUACAGGAGUACCCUCCGUUACCUCAAUGCAAGCCGAUGGUGUCGAUGUCUCAUCCAUGGAUCAGAUUCGUCACCAUCUCCUGAGGGGCGAUCGAGACAAGGCUGUUUGGGCUCUUGUUGAUAAACGACUUUGGGGUCAUGCCAUGCUGAUCUCACAUACCGUGGAAGGCGAUCUUUACAAACGCGUGGCACAGGAAUUUGUUCGUAAAGAAGUAAACUACCCUGGCCACGCCAACGAGUCCAUGGCUGCACUGUACAAGAUUCUUUCUGGCAACCUUGAAGAUUGCGUGGAUGAAUUAGUUCCUGUUCAUGCUCGGGCUGGUCUUCAACUGGUGUCCACUGGUGGGGGCUCAGGACCUACCAAGGAUACCCUCGACGGAUUGGACAAGUGGAGAGAGACUCUUUCUCUUGUCCUGAGCAACCGAAGCACGGAUGAUAUCCAAGGAUUGAAUGCCCUCGGAAACCUUCUCUCUAGCUAUGGGCGAGCUGAGGCAGCUCACAUUUGCUUCAUCUUUGGCCGCCAUGCGUCUAUUUUCGGUGGUCUUGACGACCCCAACGCUAACUUUGUGCUCAUUGGAGCUGAUCAUAGGCAACAAUCUGACCAGUUUGCCAAGGAAACAGAGGCACUCCAGCUCAGCGAGAUCUAUGAGUAUGGCCUGUCUCUUGCAGGAGGAGCUCUUGCAGCCGCAGGCACACCCCAUCUUGCUGCCUACAAGCUUGAACAUGCAAUGACUCUUGCUGAGUAUGGCCACCGGGACAAGGCAAUGCAAUACUGCGACGCCAUCUUGACAGCAAUGUCCUCCCAAACUAAGCGAUCGCCAUAUCAUCAUCAUGUUCUCGAGACUGCUGUUGAAGACUUCAUGUUGAGACUGAAACAAGCGCCGAAGGAGGAGAGUGGCUCAUGGAUUUCCAAGCCAAGCAUGAAUAAGGUCUCAGAUAGCAUGUGGAACCGAUUCAAUAAGUUCGUCGCAGGUGAUGAUAACGAGGAGAACAAUGGAGGUACUGGGGAGGCAGGCCCGUUUAACCGCCCGUCUGGAGAGUUUAGUCGUUCACCGUCGGUUUCUAACUUUGACAUCUAUGGUCAGCAGUCACCUAGCUUCGGCAUGACACCUGCCCAACCAUCGGCAAGCAUUGCAGCAUCCAAAUACGCGCCGAAUGUUUCGACGCCCCCUGCUUCCGCGAACCUUUACUCUCCUACAUCUCAGUACACACCUGGACGAAGUUCUACUGAAUAUGCCCCUAACUCAUAUGAGCCUUCCUACCCUGGUGCUGCCUCGACUGACCGAGGUGAAGGCUACACCCCUUCCGUUCCUCCGUCUGAGCCGACCAGUGCUGGCCUUAGUGGACCGGCAGGCCUUGCACCAGCUGCUCAAAUUACGCAGGGUUACUCUCCUGCUGGAUACCAGCCCUAUGGAAUGCCAGCAUCUACCCCGAUGGGCAACGAUGAGACGCCUGCCGAUAGUUCGUCGCAGGGGUUCCAGCCUCUCAGUUACGGAUACGAGCCGCCUCAAGUGUCCUCAAACCCACCUGAGCAGGCAGGUGAGCACAAUACUGGAGAGAGCGGUAAUGGCGGCUACGAGCCGCCUUCAUUCCAGCCUUACGGUUAUGAGCCUCCAUCAUAUGAGCCUCAGUCCACUGCUGAGGGCGACGAUGAGCAGCCCAAACCUAAGAAGAAGAGUUUCAUGGAUGACGACGAUGAUGACUUCCCUUCCAUGAAACCUGCCGAGAAGUCCAAGGCGGAUAAGGACCGGGAGAAUGAUGAGAUGUUCCGCAAGGCUGCGGAGGAGGAUGCCAAGCGUGCAGCUGCCCAGCAGUCGCCCAAGAAGGGCUGGGGCUUCGGUGGCUGGUUUGGAGGAAGCAAGAAAGCACCCCUUGAGCAGACCUCCUCUGGCGAUUCUUCUCCUGGCAAGCCCAUCCGGGCGAAGCUGGGUGAGGCCAGCAGCUUUGUAUACGACCCUGAACUAAAGCGAUGGGUCAAUAAGAAGCCAGGCGCCGAAAACACACCAGCCAAGACUGCUACACCUCCCCCCCCCAGGGCUGGCCCUCGAUCUGUCUCUGGAACCCCCCCGCCUCCCACCGCCACUCCCCCCCCACCGUUGGUAACGAGCAAUAGUGCGCCGCCACCCCUCAUCCCCCCCAAAGUUCGAGCUGGAACACCAGAACUGUCCAAGCAGGUAUCGACGGAAAGCCUGGGCCUCGCACCCCCUGCUAUGGUUCGAUCCGUUUCCAACACUAGCAAUGCCAGCGCACCACCCAGUCGGCCGACGACAAGCAUGAGCAAUGCCAGCAGCAUCGACGAUUUACUCAGCGUGGCGCCUCGCAAAGCUAGUGACAAGAAGAAGCCACGAAAGGGUGGUCGAUAUGUCGAUGUUAUGGCCAAGUAA
This is a messenger RNA of Fusarium proliferatum ET1, 5757 nucleotides long. RefSeq lists its product as uncharacterized. Gene Ontology annotation, cellular component: endoplasmic reticulum exit site; ER to Golgi transport vesicle membrane. The transcript has 2 exons. Gene Ontology annotation, biological process: autophagy; Golgi organization; COPII vesicle coat assembly. The coding region runs from base 1 to 5757 and encodes 1918 amino acids. NCBI's taxonomy places the organism in Eukaryota, Fungi, Ascomycota, Sordariomycetes, Hypocreales, Nectriaceae. The record is from RefSeq and is a predicted model, not a curated record.